Molecule: messenger RNA, 495 nt
Organism: Silurus meridionalis
Lineage: Eukaryota; Metazoa; Chordata; Actinopteri; Siluriformes; Siluridae
Gene: ndufa6
Product: NADH:ubiquinone oxidoreductase subunit A6
Exons: 3
Coding region: 45-428 (127 amino acids)
Biological process (GO): response to oxidative stress
Source: RefSeq, a predicted model, not a curated record
AUUACAGGCGGAAGUGCAGACCGGAAGUGAGCCUUGCUGUAAACAUGGCGUCCACCGCUGCUGCCCGGACCGCCGGAGCUGUGCGGGCGGUGAAGCCGAUCCUUAGCCGGGAUGUGGACGAAGCCAAGCGGCGUGCGAGGGAGCUGUACCGCGCCUGGUACCGGGAAGUGCCGAAUACCGUGGCGAUGUAUCAGUUGGACAUCACAGCACGUCAGGGCCGAGAUAAAGUGAGGGAGAUGUUCAAUAAGAACAAACACAUCCGUGACCCACGUGUCAUCGACAUGCUCGUCAUCAAGGGGAAGAUGGAGCUGCAGGAGACCAUUCACGUGUGGAAACAGAAGACGCACAUCAUGCGCUACUUCCACGAGACGGAGACACCGCGUCCCACCGACUUCCUGUCCAGGUUUUAUGAAGGACACGCCCCCUGACCUCUCCCUGACCUUUCUCUUUAUCUUCUACGAUGUUGAACUGUAAAUACACUGUGUUACACACACA